Symbiodinium necroappetens is the source of this 2430-nucleotide messenger RNA. Lineage: Eukaryota; Dinophyceae; Suessiales; Symbiodiniaceae. The record is from the annotation of a GenBank genome assembly.
AUGGCCUUUGGGCCUGGUUUUGAAACUCUUACACGUUCGUACCCGGACGGGGAAACCACCAAUGCCCGAUAUCAAACGAAGGCAUCGGGCCUGGAUAGAUUUGCGCCACCUGGUAAUGAUCCACAUGCCAUGUGGCUGCCUGCGAUUGCCAGCCUCCUGGUCUGCGUUCUAGGGGCUUUCCUGGCAUACGGACCUUAUCAAGAUGAUCGAACAUGGAACCUUGUGCGCAACACGGUCUCCCUCGAGCGCGUGGGCAUGCGAGCGUUGGAGCAGAGCCACUUCCGUCUUUACGGACUGCGGACCGGCACGGGCCAGCGGACGCAGGCGAACUCGGACGGACAAGUUCUAUUCGUGCCCGGUCACGGUGGGGCUUGGACGCAGACGAUCAACCUGGCGUCGUAUGUUGCCAAGCAACAGUCUGACAUCCGUUUUUUCGCCCUGGACUUCCAUGCGUCAGCUUCUGCCCUUCACUGGUCCGUGGUUGAGGCACAGGCAGACUUCACUGUUGCUGCGGUCAUCGAACUAGCAAAGCCCCAAAGAGGACCACUUGUGCUGCUGUGCCACUCGAUGGGUGGCCUUGUCGCACUGGAGUCUCUCCGUUUGCUUGGGGACAGAAGGAGCUUGGUGGCCGGCGUGGUCCUUGUCUCUGCACCAACUGCAGAGCACCCCUUGCUCCUCGAGGCCCGCUUUGCUUAUCGGGCAGCCGCUGCACGCGAGGAGGCGUGGACCUUCCAAUCACCUCCGAUCGUCUCGAUCUCAGGCGGUGCCACAGACGCGCUUGUGCCCAUGACCGCCACCAUACUGCCACAGAGGCCUCAAGCUGCAACGUUGCUGCUUCCAGCGGCUCGAGACGUGUACUCCUCAUUCAGUCAUGUGAACGUGCUGUUCUCGCGACAUAGCCUCCACGCUCUCUCGGCCCUCCUUCGUGGAGCCCUGGCAGGGCGGCUGCUCCGCACGGCAGAGUCGCUUCGGAGCCCUUUGUCUGGUCUGUUGCAACCGACCCAACUCGUGGCGGCUCCGUCGCCGUGGAGCGCACAGAGGUUGAUGGCACAGGUGUCAGACUCAACUUGGACAACCUUGGCAUCGGAUGUCGCCUUCUCACAGCUUCCAGAGCAGAAGGCGCAUGCCAUCACCCUGCUUCACGAGCUGGAGGCCGGGGUGCUUCAUCUUCUACCGGCUCCUGAAUCCGGAGGAACCCUGACCCUGAUGCUUCUUGAGGAGCUGCGCCCCAUCAAGCGCACCCCAGAGCCGACGACAAGAGGAGAGAACUUCGAUCCCAAAGAUGUCCUGGAUUGCAGUGCCGCCUUGUCUGCCGUGGUGACCAGCGGCGGUCGGGAUGACUCGGUGGCCUCUUUGCUUGCCGGGUCCGCCUGGAUGGGUGCAGCGCCCGUGAAGCUGCAAUAUCCCAGCAAGGCCUGCUUCUACCAGAUCCCGUCUCCUUCCUCUGCGCAGUUGCCCGGUCAGCGGGGCCUGGCUGCCAUCAUGGUGAACGCCCAGAGGUCUGGCUCGGGUCGUCGCAUCGGCUGGGUGCAAUGGCAGCUUGGCGCAGCGGCACAGGAUCUGCAAUGCAACCGCGCUGGUGAAAAUCUCCCCGUCUUGUCCUGGUUGGCCUCUGUCGCGUGGCCCGUGAGGUGCAGGCUGCCAGCAGGCCGAGGGCUCCUCACCCGGGUGGGCUUGUCCUCAUCCUGGCGGAUGCUGCCUUUCUUGCCGCUGGACGUGCGGUUGGUGCAGGAGGAAGCUUCCGGGGCCACGGCGGCCACGUGGCGCCCUCCUGUCUUGCUGCUCCUCACGGCCGACAACCACACGAGGAUGGCGGCGCUGCCUUUCCCGAGGGAGCCGAGGCAGCUUUGGUUUCAAGGCUGGGCGGCAGAGUCGCGCGGUUGGAUGGACUCAAGUCCGAAGGCUUCCGAGCAGUGUCCGAUUGCGCCUUUGCCCAGCGAGAUCCCGUGGCCCCGCUUCGCUGCAGCGCCCGUACAUUCCGAAGAUGCCUCUUCGAGCGACUCUUCAGAUUGCAGUACCUCUCACCAGAACCUUCAGAUUUGGUUGGGUCCCGCAUCAAUGCCUGGGAAGCUGGAAAACCUUGGAAUCAAUCGCUCCGACAUUUCCUCGGCAGCAAACUGUGAGAGCUACAGAUCAUGCGUAAGACUGAGUGACUACAUGCGACUUCGUUCGGCAGACCCGCAGAGACCGGAUCUCUCUUUCGGCAGCCUGCUACACGUGGGUGAUGGAUGCAAUGCGCUGUGUUUGAUUUGUAGUUACCACAAGCCACCGGCACGGUCCUGCAGGAACGGAGUCUUUUGCGACUUCUGUCACUUGCAUGAUGGGCGGCGGAACAGCCGGCGCCGGAGAAGGGAGGCGACCGGGCCGGCGGCUGGUCGAAUGAGUUGGGCCGACACAGAAGUCCCAGUGCUGGAGGCAAUCUGCCUAUGA